Molecule: messenger RNA, 2928 nt
Organism: Hibiscus syriacus
Lineage: Eukaryota; Viridiplantae; Streptophyta; Magnoliopsida; Malvales; Malvaceae
Product: receptor-like kinase TMK4
Exons: 2
Coding region: 115-2928 (937 amino acids)
Biological process (GO): protein phosphorylation
Molecular function (GO): protein binding; protein kinase activity; ATP binding
Source: RefSeq, a predicted model, not a curated record
UAUUUCGUCGCUGAAAUUAAGAGAAGAACAACGGAUAACGUUGUCCAAACGACAUCGAAUCCAACAAACGCACGUUGUUUGGUAAUCAAAACCACUUGUUUUGCAAGAAAAAAAAUGAAAAAAUCCAACCGCCACCACCACCACAUCCUCCUCCAUCUCCUCAUCAUAUCCUCCGUCCUCACCUCCGCCGUUGACGACAGUGCGGCGAUCCAGAAGAUAGCUUCGGGCUUCCGGAACGCUCCCAAAGGGUGGUCGUCCACCUCGACAGACAACUAUUGUUACUGGAUGGGCAUAAGUUGCGAUAAAUCCAACCGUGUCACUUCCAUCAGCUUGGCUUCCAAAUCGGUGGCCGGCACCCUCGCUCCGGAGAUCACCAACUUGUCGGAACUCCGGAGUGUAGCGCUUCAACGGAACUCAUUGUCCGGCAACAUCCCAUCUUUCGGCGACUUAUCGAACUUACAAAACAUUUUCCUUGGUUCCAAUGGCUUCACUUCAAUCACCCCCGACGCAUUCGCCGGAUUAUCAAGCAUUCAAACGUUGAGUAUGGACGACAACCCGAAUCUCCGUCCAUGGAGUUUCCCGAACGUAUCGGAAUUAACAACCAUUGUCGAGCUCGGAGUCGGCAACACCAACAUCCACGGCACCUUGCCCGAUAUCUUCGGAUCUUUAAGGAGUUUACAAAUCUUAAAAGCAUCCUACAACAAUUUGAACGGCACGUUACCAUCCUCUCUCGGUGGUUCAAUGAUCCAAAACUUAUGGAUCAACAAUCAAAACACCGGCUACGGUUUCACCGGCACAUUAGAUGUUUUGUCCAACAUGACAGAGUUGACUCAGGUUUGGGUUCAUGUCAACUCGUUCACCGGUCCGAUCCCGGAUUUGUCUAAAUGUAAAAGCCUAUUCGAUUUACAGAUUAGAGAUAACCAUUUGACAGGUCCAUUUCCGAAAUCGUUGCUUAAACUUUCGAGUUUGAAGAAUGUUUCAUUGGAUAAUAAUAAAUUGCAAGGUCCGUUCCCCAAGUUUGAUAUCACAGUUGUAAAAGCUCAAGUCAAUGGAAGCAACAAUUUCUGUAACACCAAUGGAGCUCCUUGUGAUCCUCAAGUUUCGACUUUGAUCGAAAUAGCCAGCGGUUUCGAGUACCCAGUUUUGCUUUCGGAUAGUUGGGAGGGGAAUGAUGCUUGUCAAAUGUCCUUCGUCACUUGUGAUUCACAAAAGACUGUGAUCACAGUGAAUCUUGCUAAAAAAGGUUUGUCCGGGAAGAUUUCGCCGGCGUUCGGGAACCUCAAGGCGUUGAAGAACAUGAAUUUGAAUGAUAAUAACUUAACCGGUCCGAUCCCUGAUAGUCUCACUAAGCUAGCCGAUUUGCAGCUUCUUGAUGUGUCGAAUAAUGACCUUAUCGGAGAAAUCCCGAUUUUUUCGGCUUCGGUGAAAUUCAUUUACUCUGGGAAUCAUUUACUCGGAAAACCUGUCGAUAAUUUGGGUUCCAGUAGUCCGAGUAGUUCCGGUGGAGGAGGAACUUCUUCAAGUGGUGCAGGCUCAGCUGGUAAUAGCACUACAUCGACUGAGGUUGUCAAAGGUAAAACUCUCAAGGCUUUGAUUAUAGGCCUAGCAGUUGGUGGAGUGGUUUUCCUUGCUAUAUUCUGCUUUGGUUCAUACAAAUUCAUCAUGAAAAAGAAAGAUGUGAAGCUUGGGAGGACGAAGAAGAACAUCGAUGAUCCUGAGAAAGGAGCGGUUAAGGUCGCAACUGGUGUCAGAAAGACCGACAGCGAGAACCAAAACCAAGCCACUACUGACCAAAAUCUAUUCGAUGGCGGAAACGUCGUGAUCUCGAUCGAAGUUCUCCGAGAAGUGACUAACAAUUUCAGUGAAGACAACAUAUUAGGCAAAGGAGGCUUUGGGGUAGUUUACAAAGGUGAAUUGCAUGAUGGUACACAGAUUGCAGUCAAGAGAAUGGCGUGUGUUAACAAAGGAACAAAGGGAUUGGAUGAGUUCCAAGCUGAAAUUGGAGUGCUUUCAAAGGUUAGGCAUAGGCAUUUGGUUGCUCUGUUAGGUUAUUGUAUCAAUGGCAAUGAGAGGCUCUUGGUAUACGAGCACAUGCCUCGCGGUACACUCAGCGAGCACCUCUUCCAAUGGCAAAAACAACAGGGCGGUUCGCCGCUCACAUGGAAGCAAAGGCUUGUCAUUUCUCUCGAUGUAGCGAGAGGGGUCGAGUAUCUGCACUCGUUGGCUAGACAGAGUUUCAUUCACAGAGAUUUGAAGCCUUCAAACAUACUCCUAGGAGAUGACAUGAGGGCUAAAGUUGCUGAUUUUGGUCUGGUUAGAAUUACACCAGACGGAAAACAAUCUUUGGAGACGAGAUUGGCCGGAACAUUCGGAUAUCUUGCUCCCGAAUAUGCUACAACCGGAAGGGUGACAACAAAGGUGGAUGUGUAUGCAUUCGGAGUGGUGUUAAUGGAGCUAAUCACAGGCCGAAAAUCUUUAGAUGAUACCUUACCUGAAGAAGAAUCACAUUUAGUGUCAUGGUUCCGCAGGGUGCUAAUCAACAAGAAUGAAGUCCUGAAAAAUGUGGACGAAACAAUCAAAUGCGACGAAGAAAACAACGGUGACAGAGAGACGAAGGCGAGCAUGUUGAAGGUAGCGAUGUUAGCCGGUCACUGCACGACUCGCGAUCCGUCACAGAGACCCGACAUGGGCCACGCGGUCAAUGUGCUGAGCCCUCUGGUUCAGCAAUGGAAACCAACGCACCAAGAGGAGAAUGAAACGGAAGGCAUUGACUUCGACUUGAGCCUUUCUCAAUCUCUAGAGAGAUGGCAAAUGAUGGAAGGGGAUUCGUCGUCGUUUGGUGAUACGUCACUUUACGGCACGCAGACGAGCAUAUCGGCGAGGGCAUCGGAACAGCAAUACAUAAUGAGCUCGAACGAUACCCGAUGA